Molecule: messenger RNA, 6225 nt
Organism: Hypomesus transpacificus
Lineage: Eukaryota; Metazoa; Chordata; Actinopteri; Osmeriformes; Osmeridae
Gene: glra1
Product: glycine receptor, alpha 1
Exons: 11
Coding region: 808-2235 (475 amino acids)
Biological process (GO): chemical synaptic transmission; chloride transmembrane transport; regulation of membrane potential
Cellular component (GO): postsynaptic membrane; synapse; neuron projection
Molecular function (GO): transmitter-gated monoatomic ion channel activity; transmembrane signaling receptor activity; glycine binding
Source: RefSeq, a predicted model, not a curated record
GCAGCAAGAGAUGCAGUGAGAACCGACUGUAGAUGAAUGCGCUUGACUUCAACGAAACAGCUUCACUUCCAAAUUUCAAGAAUUUUGCCAUUAUCACGGAUAAUUUAACUUACAUAAAUCCAAACGGGAGUUGUGCUUCCUGAACUUGCCCAGACAAUGGAACUAGCACUAUGCAGCAGUAACAACUCACCCCUGGGAGUUAACUACACAGCGAAGAUCACCUGCAGAACCACAACAGUCGGCUCCGCCGCGGUACCUUCAACUACGUGUGGCUUGACAGCAACACCUUUUGGGUUUUUGGGAUGCAUAUAAGAGAAAGCGUGAAGAAAAAAACACUUACGUAUGUAUGUAUUUUGUGCAACAACUGUGGAAUUACGCUGUUUUAGGGAUAUACUCGUAAUUCAAAUUUCCUGAGACAUGGACUUUGAGACUCAGCCCACAUGUUAAAAUAUCUGUUGAAGGAGCGUGUUAAUAUUCCCAGUGACUGAAAACAUGAAAUCUGUACGGAACGCAUAGCAUAGACAGUGGAAUUAUACAUCGACCUGGCUAACGAUAUCCUCUAGACUACAAUAUCCUCGGCGUAAUUCUGCAGCUGCUUUCGUCGCUAUCCGUGGCACUAAAAAGUACUCCAAAUUUUGGUGUUGUGAAGCAGUAAAGACAGACGAAGGAAAACGAUUUCAUGGCCGGUGCGGUUAUGAGAUUCUUGUGGUUUACUUGGGACUCUUAACUGAAAAAGCUACCGAAAAUUGCACAAUUGGAGCUCUAAAAACAUUAAAGGAUUUGGAAUUCUGGAGCUAAUUGCUGUAGAUGACCCAAAUGAAACCGUCAAAAAUGUACCGAAUAAAUGCCAUGGGGAUCUAUUUGUGGGAAACAAUAGUAUUUUUCAGCUUGGCAGCAUCGAAAGAAGCAGCAGCGAGAAAAGCGGCGUCCCCAAUGCCCCCCUCGGAGUUCCUCGACAAACUCAUGGGGAAGGUGUCGGGUUAUGAUGCCAGAAUCAGACCUAAUUUUAAAGUUUUGCACAUGGGAAAAUAUGACCCACAAGGCACCAAAUCAGAAGCUACACACAAGAAAGGUCCACCUGUAAACGUAACUUGCAACAUUUUUAUUAACAGUUUUGGAUCUAUAGCUGAAACAACAAUGGAUUACAGAGUGAACAUCUUCCUGAGGCAACAGUGGAAUGAUCCGCGCCUGGCCUAUAGUGAGUACCCUGAUGACAGCCUGGAUCUGGAUCCCUCUAUGUUGGACUCCAUCUGGAAACCUGAUUUAUUCUUUGCCAACGAGAAAGGAGCCAACUUCCACGAGGUCACCACCGACAACAAGUUGCUUCGGAUUUCUAAAAAUGGCAAUGUUCUGUAUAGUAUAAGGAUAACACUGAUCCUUGCCUGUCCUAUGGACCUGAAGAAUUUCCCAAUGGAUGUGCAGACCUGUAUUAUGCAGCUGGAGAGCUUCGGAUAUACAAUGAAUGACCUGAUAUUUGAGUGGGAUGAGAAGGGAGCCGUGCAGGUGGCUGACGGGCUUACGCUGCCUCAGUUCUUACUGAAAGAAGAGAAAGACCUGCGGUACUGCACAAAGCACUACAACACAGGCAAGUUCACCUGCAUCGAGGUCCGUUUCCACUUGGAGCGGCAGAUGGGAUAUUACCUCAUCCAGAUGUACAUUCCUAGUCUGCUCAUCGUCAUCCUCUCCUGGGUCUCCUUCUGGAUCAACAUGGAUGCUGCACCUGCAAGGGUGGGCCUGGGCAUCACCACUGUGCUUACCAUGACAACCCAGAGUUCAGGUUCCAGAGCUUCUCUGCCUAAGGUCUCUUAUGUGAAAGCCAUUGACAUCUGGAUGGCUGUGUGCCUGCUGUUUGUGUUCUCCGCCCUGUUGGAAUAUGCUGCUGUCAACUUCAUCGCCCGCCAACACAAGGAGCUGCUGCGAUUCAGGAGGAGGAGACGACACAUGAAGGAGGAUGAGGCUGGAGAGGGUCGAUUUAGCUUCACGGCCUAUGGCAUGGGUCCCGCCUGCCUGCAGUCCAAGGAUGGCAUGGCCAUCAAGGGCAACAACAACAAUGCACCCACCUCCACCAACCCCCCAGAGAAAACUGUUGAUGAGAUGCGAAAGCUCUUCAUUGGCCGAGCCAAGAGGAUCGACACAGUCUCCCGUGUGGCCUUCCCUCUAGUUUUCCUCCUUUUUAACAUUUUCUACUGGAUCGUAUACAAGAUCAUACGCAGUGAAGAUGUCCACAAGCAGUAAGAAUGAAGAGAGAAGAGAUGGAGAGAAUAAACAAGUUCAAUAAUGCCAAUCUCUCCCCCCAACUACACUCCUUCCUGAUCAAUGCUCACUGGCUUUUGGGGGCGAUUCCCUGGCAGAGGUAUUUAUCGAUAUCUUAUUUUCCUCUUUUUCAGUUCCAAGCCUUUUCUAGAAUAAUCCGGACCAGUGCAAUAGCAAUGCAGUAAAAUGCAUGGUAUAUGAAUGUGGCAAUAUAUCUACAAAAAUAGAAAAAUGAAAACGUAAAUACUCAAGACCUUUACAGAUACAUUCAAGAACGUUAUGAUUGAAUUACAGAAAUUUUAAAAAGAAAAGAAGAGGCUCUUGUAAAGAUGUGUUUUUGCAACUGCAUUAUAUGAAGAAGCUGGGGCAGCGUGCUGUAAUAUAUUCUAUAUCUAUCAUAAAUGAAAAAAAAGUAAAGGAGAUUUUAAAGGACCUACGGCUGUUUGGUGCUUCCAUAGAUUAAGUGAUGCAAGGACCUUCCGUCCUAUAUAUCUAAAUUUGCUUCAACGUGUAUUGCAAGCACUUGUCAAUGCUUUCCUUGAACCGUCAACAAUUAUAAACUGAGAUUUCAUGUGAUUGAUGCCGCUAUCGAUUACAUGAUUAAAACUCAAUGAGAGGAGAUCAAAAAUAUAUUGUUUUAUACAAGCUGUGGUCCAUGUGUUACGCUAUAUGUGCUUACUUACUUUAUUAAAUUAUUGCAUAGUUUUUUUAAAUAUUUAUUUCUGUGCCAAGUAAACAUCAUGCUGCUAAUAUACAUUGAGCAGCUCCAGUUCUCUGGGACGUUUUCCAUGUACACAUUGUCAUUGUACAGAAAUUCCAUUUAUUUGUUCAUGUAUUUUCUUUUCUAUGGUGUUGGUUCUUAAUUGUCAUUAAUAAUUGAUAAGAGUUGGCAGGUUAUUCCACUGCUUUCUUCAUGAACCACUGAGAAGACCAGAGAGAGAGAGCUAAGUAGCAAACAUUUUGUUUUUUCCUUUUUCUGUCUGCUAUGGAGUCAAAAAAGUUCUCCGAAUCUCCCGUAAAUGUGAUCACUGAUUUACAUAUCAAAUGCCUGUAACCAUUGUUUUUUUUUUUUUUACGUUGCUUCCUUUAACAAACUUGCCAAAAGUUUUUUGAUUAUGAGCUAAGACCUUAGCUUGGGUGGCCUGCAGACAUCCCAGUAAUCACACAAGAUCCCACCUCAUAGCAUGACAAGAUGGAGGCUGCGCUAACGUCAAAUACUUAAAUGAAAUUGAAGUAAAAACCUUGUGUAUCUUUUUGAUCCCAUGAUUACAUUUAACAUGCAUUAAUGUAGUUCAACAUAUAAAGUAUUAUUUCUAUUGGCUAGGUAUUCUGUUAAAGACAACCGGAGCAAGUAAUGGUCUUAUUGUGUAAUGUACACUUUAAUAAGCUUACAUAGUACAAAAGGGAGUAUUUUGUAGUUUGACUUACUGUAUGGAAGUGAAAUGCAUUGCUUUUCGUCAGGCUUCUCUAUGCAAUUAGUAAUAUAUGCAAUUAUUUUUUUAGCUUUACAAUGUCAAAAGUUCACUCAUUUUCAAGUCGUGUCAUUAUCAGAGGUUUCAUUUCAGAAAUCGCAGAGAAGAUUUUCAGUUGCGGACACAUGUAGGCCUAAGAUACAGUAAUGCAUUGCUCUGAACUUGCAUAAUUCCUCCCUGUAAAGAUGUUGCUAACUAUUGGACAUUUUCAUGCACAACAAUUUUUUUAACAACGUGAACAUUUCACAAAGAUAUAAAAAUGAAGUCUUUUUGUGAGUUUGACUAAAAUUCUGACAAUUAUAUGGGAGAGGAGAUUCAUCUAUAUGCAAAUGUAUGGAUUUGAUUGACAGGUUCAAACCUCUUUGCUUCUGGAGCAGGGGGCCAUAUACUGAUUGCUUAGGUGUGGUCAUUUGCAUAAGGUUUGGAGAAACAAAAGAACAGAGUUUACUUGUUUAAUUGGUGGAACUUACACUGAUAGUUGAGAUGAGGUCACCACAAUGUCUGUUGAUCCAGCUUUAAUAAUAAAAGUCUGGAGAAGUGCAUAAAAAGUGAAAGCUAUUGAAAUAACAAUGGAAUUAUUCUCUUAUACUUUUGUGAUUACCGUAGCAACUGCAAAAUAACAGAAUCAUUAUUGAGUCUUUAAACAUUCUUUAAGAAAUGGUACAAGGCCAAAGUACUGCAGCUUACACGUAUGUGCUCUGAGCAUUUUCAUCUGAGAAUCUAUCCUGUUGGCACUGAGCUGACUAAACUGAACGGACGAUGACAACGAACGGAUGUUGCUGAGUUCAGUCAUUUGCCAAAUUUUGGUUUUAUACUAAAACCAAAGAAGCAUUUUGUUAACCAAUUAUCAUUGCCUUCCUGGCUUGUCAUUGCUAUGACAGGAGAAAGUAUGAUGCCACAUUUUUGUAUCAAAUACAUGUAUGCAAAUUAUAAACAAUAUUGUUUAUUUAUAGGGACUCAUCUCUAAGUUCACUCCGUUACUUCCAAUCGGGAUGAAUUGUAUACAUUUACUUCUGUCUGUGGUAGCUAACAAAAUGCUAUAAUUUGAUAUGAGUCACAUCCUGUUUCUUUAUCUAUUUUUAUCUUAACAAUUAUACAAAAUGUUAUACUGCAUUCUGAGUUAAGUAUGAGUCAUUUUCUUGUAGUAAUGUAUGUUUAUCAAUAGUUCCCUACAAUAUUAGGGGCUUGGUAACUUGCACAAGAAUAACAAUUUUCACAUGAAGGUAAGAAAAAUGUUACAGUAACUUGUACAGUUGGGUAUCAAUAUGUGUUAUUCAGAUUUGGCUUUCUUGCAGUUGAGUCAGGCACUGACUAGAUUCAGGUAUCUUAGUGUGUUUACAGCCUAUACUGGCUGCAUGAACGACUUGAAGGGCUUUUGCAUUAGGCUUCUCAAAAUAUUUUAAAUUACAAUGAUUUGCCCCCCAUAACAAUGCAUUAUUAUAUGCAAAGUUUUUUUGCAAGAAUGUGGUUAAAUUAUUAGUCUAUAACCUACUGGCUAUUUUAAGAUAUUGGCAAAGCAAUUGUUUGGCCAAUGUUUUGACAUAUGUGCAAUAUUCAAUUGUUAAAACAUAUAUGUGUACAUUUGUUAAUACAUAGAUUUUUGCCAUGAAACUAUAUUAUAUUGAAUACAAGUCUGGACAAUUCAACCAUAAUGACUAUUCAAUAAAAUAAUAUUGUCUUGUGCCAUAUACAUUGUGUUGAAUAUGAAGCCAACGAUACUAAGCAUAUCAUGUAAUAAUACAACUGUCAUGCUAUUAACACAUGUAUACUGGUCAUGGAGUGUAGGCUUAUGUAGGUCUGCUCACUGUAUCAAACAUUACAGAAAGGUUGUCCAUAUUGCAGUAUGGGUUUACAGUGUAGGAGUGCAAUGUUCAAGUAUCAAGUAGCAUGUUCUGAUUUAAGGAUUGAUAUCACUGUUUUAAGUUCAUUGUAUUUAUUAUAUCACAAGGGUUAGUAAUGACAACAAUUGAAUUGAGCAAAUAUUAAAAAUAAUUUGAAAAGAAAACAUUCUUGAACAGAUGUACUCAAAAGGGGAUGCUUGUUUAUUUUAUUUUUGCACUAGUUGGAAUGGCCUUAAUUUUAGCUUACUUGCUUAAAUUGUGUAUUGGCACAAAGUGCACAUGUUCAUUUGCUUACAAUAUCAUGAUAUCCAAGAGUGCACUUCAAAGCAGAAACAUUCAGUUAAAUCCUUUUUAUUUUUAAUUAAAGAGAAAACAAAAUGUUUUGCAUGAGUAUUAAUACUAAGGCAGAUAUUUUUGGCUUGUACAAAAUCUUUGGCAAUUUGAAGAAACAAGAAUGUACAAUUUCUGCUGUGUAUGUAUAUAACUAAAUAUUUAUUGAAAUAUGUCAUAAUACUAAUUCAAAUUACAAUUAAAGGUUUUCUGAACAAAAUCUCUUACCUGUUUUUGAACAUUGUCAAGGUUGUUGGAGUUGGACUAUUGAUUUAUGUUACUCAACCCAAGGAUCUGUGUAAUCUUUAAAAAAUUAUUAAAAAUGCAAA